UCCUGUUUUAAGGAAUGUAUCUGCGCAUGCGCUACAACUCUGAAGAGUAAGAGGAGGGGAUGCCCUAUAGUAGCUUUAAUAUUAGGCUUCGGAAAAAAAACCUCUGUCUCUCAGUCGCUCUGUGAACACGAGAUUCAUCGGUUGUGUGUCUACAUAGUAAAGUUUGGGUGUGUCUACAUAGUAAAAAUGUAUGCUGCCGGUGCUGAAGUGAACGCUAAACAAGCAAAUUAUUACAUGCCUGCUCAACAUGAGGACGAGGCUCCACCGAGCAAGAAAAUGUGCGAGAGCGUUCCACGACCUCCUGCUAUGCAUAUCUUAGGACGCCGAUACGCUUUGACUGCAACUGCUUAUAAAUAUUUGAAUAUCGGAAUCAGCGUAGGAGCUGAACCCGUCAUAGACAUAGUCAUUGAUGAUAAUCGUGGCAAACAACUGCUAUUGCCGAUCAAAACUUGGAAUGCGCUAAUGGGGCAACGUGCUGAUAUCCAAAGAUUUCUGCAGGCCAAUUUUUAUAAGUCAUCGUAUCCCCCGAUGCGUAUAGAAGAAUUAACAAUAACGUCAUGUAAGAUGUACAACUCACAAAUUAUACGUUAA
Harpegnathos saltator (Jerdon's jumping ant) is the source of this 591-nucleotide messenger RNA. RefSeq lists its product as uncharacterized. The record is from RefSeq and is a predicted model, not a curated record. Bases 187 to 591 code for a protein of 134 amino acids. Lineage: Eukaryota; Metazoa; Arthropoda; Insecta; Hymenoptera; Formicidae. The transcript has 3 exons.